This is a messenger RNA of Pyricularia oryzae 70-15, 896 nucleotides long. RefSeq lists its product as uncharacterized. Gene Ontology annotation, cellular component: endoplasmic reticulum. NCBI's taxonomy places the organism in Eukaryota, Fungi, Ascomycota, Sordariomycetes, Magnaporthales, Pyriculariaceae. The record is from RefSeq and is a predicted model, not a curated record. Bases 449 to 652 code for a protein of 67 amino acids. The transcript has 3 exons.
GUGUCUUCAACUUUGCGCGGCGCGAAACUGUGACGGCUGGUUGUUCUGGAUUGGAACUUGGUUCAUCUCGUCUUGCUGGCCUCUUCUUCCCGGAAAACAAAACAAAACAGAUCACCAAUCCAAACUACCAAAGGAGGCGAAAAACCAAAAAGUCCAGAUAUAUCAACAAUCUGUCUAUUCGCUUUCGAAAAAAAAGGAGAGUCAUUGCCAACAAGGUCCAAGAACAUAAAUAAACGAGAAAGCAAUCGCCAUCAAAUCCGCCCGCCACAACCAAACGUUCCCGUUCGCUUCACGCCGCGCCAAAUCCGUUACUCCUGUUCUCCCCUCCCCUUUCGAAUCACUCCGUACUGUCAACGUCGUGGCCAAGCCCUACUUCGCCUGUUCCACGCAGAUCGAUAUCGAAACCUCAACCCCCAGCCCCGAUCAAUCUCCGGGACCACUCAGUACAAUGGCGCAAACACCAGAACAGAGACGGCGCAACGCAAAGUUCAUCAAGGACCAGGAGGCGCGCCGUGGAAAGUCUGAGUCGGAUAUCAAGACGCGCGGCAAGGAGAUCCAAAAGUCACCCAUAUCUCCAAUCUGGCUGGGACUUCUCGGCUUCGUCGUCUUCGGAGGUCUGGUCUUUGAGGUCUUUUCCCGCUUCUUCCUCUGAGGUGUAUAACAAUGCCACGUCAUACCGAUCUAGGCAGGCAAUUUUAGCCAGCCUGUGUUUUGUCCAGGAUAUAAAAAGAAUUAUUGGCGACUUCGAUAGGCGCAGCUUGACUGGUCGGCAUUCGAAAACCCGGUUGAUACUUGCGUGCUGUCACACUACUGCAGUAAAGGUGUCCCGGGGCGCAACAGAAACCGCCCCCCCCCCCCCCCCCCAAAUGUCUUCUUGCUGGGAAAUGGGAACCUCU